AUGGUUCAAGGUGUUUCAGAGAUAGCUGCAAUGUGUGUCGGCCUGAUUGGGCUGAUCGGGGCGGCGGCUACUACAGGGAUGCCCAUGUGGAAGGUGACAGCUUUCAUUGGGGCAGACAUCAUUGUGAUGGAAACCCGAUGGGAAGGCUUGUGGAUGAACUGCUACAGACAAGCCAACAUCAGGAUGCAGUGUAAGGUGUAUGACUCCCUGUUGUUCCUGCCCCCGGACCUACAGGCAGCCAGGGGUCUGAUGUGCUGCUCUCUGGCUUUGUCGGGGCUCGGGCUCCUUGUGGCUCUGGUAGGAAUGCGGUGUACAUCCUGUAUUAAGGAUAAUGAUCGGGCAAAGACCAUCAUCCUGAUUGUUGCCGGUGGGAUGCAGUUCAUGGCCUGUAUCUGUGUCUUUAUCCCCGUGUCGUGGACAGGUCAUGUCAUCAUAAGAGAUUUUUACAAUCCUUUGCUCAUUGAUGCCCAGAGGAGGGAGCUGGGAGAGGCUCUCUACAUCGGUUGGGUGACUGGCGCCUUCCUUUUUGCCUCUGCCAUGUUGUUUCUCUGCCGCCGUAUGCCUUCAGACAAAGGCUCCUUCGACAUUUACCGCCAAGCAAACUUGCUGAGUUACAAGCCAACACCCAGCAGGCCAACUCUAAUGAAUUACCAUCCCAUUCCAAGUGUUUCCAGCCUUCGAUCUACUGGAUACCAUCCUGCUUUGCAGAACAAUGGCUCUGUUGGACAACAACUUGCAAUGCCACUGCAAAACAUCCCUCAAGUAAUAACAAGUGAUGGAGCUCUAAUCAACCAUCCUGUUGUCUAUAACCCCGGCCUGCCUGAAAGUGCAUCACUGUUAUAUCAACAUAGCAUGGCUCAUCAUUCCUCCAUGCGGAGUUCUAACCAUGUUGGAAGUUUGUAUACGCCAGGCCACUCCUUGUACACGAGCCAAAACACCACGCAAUUUACACCGACUUAUAUCGGCAAUCCUUCUGCAUCCUACCAGUCCAGUUUCCAUCCGGUUGCACACACUCCUGUUUUUGUAGGAUAUAAAGCAUCAAAAAUUCAACCAGACUCUCACAGUGGGAGCAGUGCUGGUGUGUACAUAUAG
Molecule: messenger RNA, 1092 nt
Organism: Centropristis striata (black sea bass)
Lineage: Eukaryota; Metazoa; Chordata; Actinopteri; Perciformes; Serranidae
Product: claudin-8-like
Exons: 1
Coding region: 1-1092 (363 amino acids)
Biological process (GO): bicellular tight junction assembly; cell adhesion
Cellular component (GO): plasma membrane; bicellular tight junction
Molecular function (GO): structural molecule activity
Source: RefSeq, a predicted model, not a curated record